Molecule: messenger RNA, 2254 nt
Organism: Thunnus maccoyii (southern bluefin tuna)
Lineage: Eukaryota; Metazoa; Chordata; Actinopteri; Scombriformes; Scombridae
Exons: 15
Coding region: 438-1214 (258 amino acids)
Source: RefSeq, a predicted model, not a curated record
ACUUCACAGAUAAUAUUUUGGGUGUAGUAUGUAAAAAACAUUUGAAAUAGUCGAACCACCACGACUCAGCUAGGUCACUUGAUAUUUUACACCAAACCUGUUGCUAAACUCUUCCCUCGAGUUUAGGUUGAACCCUUUCUGUGUCGGUGUUUACUGGGCCCAAGCCCCAUUUGGAAACUCCGGGACUGAUAUUGGUCCCUCAUUUGGAAACCCCGGGGAUGAGAUCACUUAUGAAGCACGUAAGAGGGGGAGAGAGCGGAGGAGUGUGAAAUGCGUAUGAAAAGGUAGAAAGUGAAAGUAAAGCAGUCAGAGGGAGAAUGCAGCCGUAAAAUUAUAGCAGAACUGCCAACACCACAACACGGACAACACAGGACAAGUGAUUUACAGAGCAGAUACAUACGUGUGAGUCUGGAUGUUCACAGUGGCAGCAUGACAUCAUGGAUAUUCGUGACUCCCUACUGUUUCUCCUAGUGUUCCUGAGUUUGAUUAACUUGUCAAAGGAGGGUUGCGACGACUAUUUCACCUUUAAUUAUUGGAAAAAUAAUUUUACAAUUGGUAUGAUCACCCUCGCAACAACUAACAAUUCCAAGGAUGUAGUGGAAUGUACACUGGAUACAUAUUGUAAAAACAAACCUGACACAUGCUUUGUGCUACUUGACUGCUUUAAGGAUAUGAACCAAACAGAAAAGUGCAGUCCCCCAUUGGGAAAAUCUGAGAAUGUCACCAUCCAUACCUAUCAUUUUAUGUGUAUGGUAUACAAAAAGGCUAAUGUCAGCCUUUCUGCAGAAGUAUCUGAGUUCUGCAGUAUUACAAAUUAUGAGACGGUAUGCCAGUUCUUUGCAGAAACAACAAAAAGUGAGAAACAGGCUGCUCAAAACUCUGAUGCUGUGGAUAAAGCAUGUCCAGACAAUUUAAUCCUGAGGUUGUUGCCUAUAAGCAUAGGGUUUGCUAUGGCCCUUCUGCUGCUUGUUUACAUUUACAUGCGUAAACAAAGGAGGCUCAACAUACGGAGAGCAACCCAUGUGUCCAAUGAAACUAUGCCAGGAGCUGAAACAAUCAUAGAGUUGCAGGCAGACACACCACAUGCAAAUGGAAUUGUAGAGCGAACACGUUUGAUGCAGCCUGAGGAGUAUCCCUCUGCCGUCGCACCCUCAGCUGAUGCUGAUGCUGAAGCUGAUGUAGAAUGCAGUGUUGAAAGUGGAACGCAGCUUUAAGGACCCAACUCAGAAACAUUGCUUCUGUAUAUUCCUAUUGUAGCAAAGCUGUGGGAAGUGACAAAGUAUCAGGAUGCCAGGAGGAAUAUCUUUAAACUGUUAUAACAGGACAUGAAGGAGUGAAGAACUGAUUGAUUGCAAUUUUGCCGUGGGGCCCACUUCAGAGAAAGUGAGGUUUCACUGCAAAUGUGAAGAGUGUGAGAGUGAACAAGCUGCAGCAUGCACUGAACUGCACAGCGAUCUCUAAUCAAGAUGGAAUAUUGUAUUACCCUGGUGCUAAGCCAAAGGCACUAAGUGCAACAGGACCAUCAGGUCACAUUAGACCAAUGUAUAGGCUUCAGCUGUCUGGAUUGUCUAGAUCAAAAUUUUGAGGAAUUUUUUUGCCCUGUGGGACAAGUUUGUUUCUCUUCCAUGCUAGUUUUCAAUGACCCAGAGAUGACCUAACAGAAACAGACAGAUAUAGUUGAGAAAAGGUGUUUACUCAGAGACUAUGAUGAGGGAGUCUGUUUUACCACAGACAAAAAAAGUAGUAAAUUUGAUGUGAAACUCAAAUGCUCUGAAUGGUAUUACAAACACAAAAAGAAACUGGCACACCUGCUGCACACUCUAUCACAGCAUACCCUUUUGUUUGAGCGUAGGCAGGUAGACAAUAGGUAGGCAAUUUGAAAGAUAUCUGAACUACAGUAAAAUCGAGUUUUCGCUGAUGUGCACUGCUCUUUGUUUGCAUCAUUUUUGUUUUUGAUGCAUGAUGCUGUAGAUUUUUUGAACAAAAAUAUGAUGCGAUAUGCAUGCAACACUGGCAGCAUAGGUCAGACUUGACAGGCCCAUCAAUACUAUACAUUCUGUAAAUGUGCAUGUGGUUUAAGUUUCACAUUACUACAUUACUCAACUUUACAGUUUGGUAUAUCAGGGUGAAUUAAUAAGCUUACCAGCUUUAAUGUCUGCUCACCAUUAGAACAGUCAUGUCAUUGCUUCUUCCUCUGGGUCUCUGUCAAAACUCAUAAUAAGUAUGCAUGUAAAUUAAACUGCAGAUUUUCUGA